UUAUGAUUUUAGGAUUCUUCAUAAUUCACUUGGGACUAUAAAUACUUAGAACUAUAUAGAUGAAUGUCUGACAUUGCUCCUGGUGUUCCUGUAAAUUCGGCUUAUAUUUUAUUCACCAAGUACAAGUUUAUUUCAUAAAAAUCUGAAUUGUGUCUCUGGUUCCAGCUGCUUGCUAGCUACUAGCUGCUAGCUACCGCACACCGCGGCCGUUAGCAACAAACGCUGGUAUUGGCUCGUACUUAGAAACACCUGCUGUGUUAAAGGUUUGCUUAGUUUAGGACGGACGAAUAAUAAACCCAGACAUUUAUUUUUUAUCUCAUUUAUUAAAGACAUUCGUUAAUUAGAGGAUUUUCCAGACUUGAGAACCUGGGUGUUCACAAAACCUUGGUUCCGCUUACGUGUUUCCAGUCGGACACAAUAACAUUGAGUAAACUGCAGUUAACUGGGCGGGCUAGUUACUAGUUUUCACGAUAGGUCGUUACGUUAGUUGAUUAUGAGAUAACUAGUAUGAUUUACGGAGGGAGUCACCGGAUGAGAUCCUCAACAUGGACCCGCUUCACAAAGCGGUUCUGCGGAAGCUGGGAGUUUAUCUGUCCGGCGAGCUGCUGGUCUCAGACUCCAUCGUUCCCUUCCUGUUCCAGGAGGAGGUUCUGACCGGGGCCCAGGUCGAGGACAUCGAGUCCCAGCCCACAAACAGACUGAAGACUCUGAGGCUGCUGGACCUGCUCCCGACCCGCGGGCCCCGGGCCUUCCCCUCCUUCCUGCGGGCUCUGGAGGACUUCAGCUGGGUCAGAGACAGACUGCUGCUGGAGCUCCAGACUCCACCUGGACCUGGACCUGGACCUGGACCUGGACCCAGCUCGACAGACUCCUGGCAGCUUCCCGCCUCCGUCCUGCAGAGGGUCCUCUCGGAUCGGGAGCUGUCCCGGCUGGCGUCUCGGCUCGGGGCGGAGUGGGAGUCGGUGCUGAUGGAUCUGGGUCUGUCUGCGGAGGCUCUGUUCCGGUGUCGGGCCGACCACGCCCUCAGCGCUCACGGCACGGUGCUGGCCGCUCUGGUUCAGUGGAGGCGGUCUGAGGGGAGGAGGGCCACGGUCCAGAGACUGAUCCAGAGUCUGCAGGCCACCGACGUCCACCCGUCCGUCCUGCAGGACGUCCUGCUGUGAUGUCAUCCUUCCUGUUUCUACUCUUCUCAUCAUUCCACAGAAACAUACGAGAUUUAAAGAGACCAGAACAUCUGGAAACAGUACCUCAACCAGAGCUGGCAGAUGUUCUCACAUUAACAGUCAGAGGUCAUGUUUGAGAAUGAAUUCUGAUGUAAGAGACAGUGACAAGUGUAAAAUAAAAGUUCAGAGAUCAGAUUAAGAAUCAACAUUUUGAGUUUAACGGUCUGAAUUUUCCAGAUUAAGAUUAAAAUCUAAAGAAAUCUGAAUUUAAAGAUGAUUAUUAGGAAUUAAAAAAGUCUGAACUUUCAGAAUAAAGUCACAAAUCUGAGAGUAAAGAAUCUGAGACAAACAUUCAGAUUCAAAGUCUGAAGCAGAAUUAAUUCACUUCUGAGUUUUACAUGAAGAAAAUCAAUCACAGACUGUUCAGCAACAGAGUAAAUACAAACACAUGUUUAUAGAAACAAUAAGAUUUAUGUUCUUUAUUUCCUCUUCUCCAGUGUGUGUGUGUGUGUGUGUGUGUGUGUGUGUGUGUGUGUGUGUGUGUGUGUGUGUGUGUGUGUGUGUGUGUGUGUGUGUGUGAGAGAGUGUGUGUGUGUGUGUGAGUGAGUGUGUGUGUGAGUGAGUGAUCUGAUUUUCAACCUUUUCCUGGAAUUUAACUGAAACUUUGUUCGAACAGACGAUUAGAGAGAGAGAGAGAGAGAGAGAGAGAGAGACAGAGAGAGGGAGAGAGAGAGAGUGAGAGAAGAAGGGAGAGAGAGAGAGAGAGAGAGAGAGAGAGAGAGUGAGAGAAGAAGGGAGAGAGAGAGAGAGAGAGACUCCUUCAGAGGCCACACUAACACACACAGUCAGCCUCUCUCUCUCUCUCUCUCUCUCUCCUCUCUCUCUCUCUCUCUCUCUCUGCUCUUCAUUAAUUCCUCAACAGCCUGCAGACUUCCUGCUGAGGAUCAGCUUUCUGCUGCUUCUGACUCUUAAGGUGGACUGAGGAGAUCCAGGAUCAUGUCUGUGACUUUCACCUCACUGACCUGACUGUUCUCUGUUCGACUGUUUGUUCAACUGACCUGCGGUUAAUAAAGUUUCAUUCACAACGUGAAA
Molecule: messenger RNA, 2255 nt
Organism: Seriola aureovittata
Lineage: Eukaryota; Metazoa; Chordata; Actinopteri; Carangiformes; Carangidae
Gene: cradd
Product: CASP2 and RIPK1 domain containing adaptor with death domain
Exons: 2
Coding region: 546-1163 (205 amino acids)
Biological process (GO): regulation of apoptotic process; signal transduction
Cellular component (GO): CBM complex
Molecular function (GO): death domain binding; protease binding
Source: RefSeq, a predicted model, not a curated record